AUGAGUUCUCUGAGAAAAACAGAUUAUUUGAGAAAAGCCUCUCCAACAACAUCGCUGCCCUCAAAAAGCAGUAUCGGAAAGAGAAUGAAAUUGAGCGAUGAGCAAAAACAAGAAAUUAAAGAAGCUUUUGAAUUAUUUGAUACAGAUAAAGAUGGAUAUUUGGACGCACAUGAAUUUAAAGUUGCCAUGCGAGCUCUCGGUUUUGAUAUUAAAAAAGAAGAAGUACUGAGGUUAAUGAGGGAAAAUCUGGAUGAAAGACCACUUGAUGAUUCUCAUCCAAUGAUGAUCAGAUCCGAUGCAUUUCUGCAGGUGAUGACAGAAAAGAUUUUAGAACGAGAUCCAUUAGAUGAAAUUAAGAAAGCUUUUAAACUGUUUGACGAAGACGGAAAUGGUAAAAUUAGUUUGAAAAAUUUAAAGAAAAUUGCAAGAGAAAUUGGAGAAAGCAUGAGUGAAGAAGAAUUACAAGCAAUGAUUGAUGAGUUUGAUCUCGAUAGAGAUGGCGAAAUUAACGAAAACGAAUUCAUUGCCAUCAUGAGCAACAAUGACGACUUGUAA
Messenger RNA from Naegleria fowleri, 555 nucleotides. RefSeq lists its product as uncharacterized. Gene Ontology annotation, molecular function: calcium ion binding; microtubule binding. Gene Ontology annotation, cellular component: microtubule organizing center. Lineage: Eukaryota; Heterolobosea; Eutetramitea; Acrasida; Naegleriidae. Bases 1 to 555 code for a protein of 184 amino acids. Gene Ontology annotation, biological process: spindle pole body duplication. The record is from RefSeq and is a predicted model, not a curated record. The transcript has a single exon.